AUGCGUCUCCAGGGAGGUGCUCGGACUCUGUCCUGGACUCGAGUGGUCCCUCGAGCUCACCGACAGACGCGAUUUGUGCAAAUUCGCGCCGCGCCUACUGGGGUGCCUUCGGUCAAUGGCGACAGCCUGCCCCUCGCUAGCACGCCCAGCUCUGUUGAAUCACGAGAUGCGCGAUUCGAUGUCAUCGGCGCUCCAUAUUCGCUCCUUUCGGUUUCGCUCUCCGCGUCGCAAAACCUAUACACACGACGAGGAACUCUGGUUGGAUUGAGCGGCAAGGCAGAUAAUGUGAUCUCGACCUUGAGCGUUCUAGAACCCUUCCGAAGGGCCGUUGUCGGAGUGCCCUUUCUCUACCAGAAGGUCUCUUCCGCAACCCCCGUCACAGCCCUUGUUUCCGUUCGGUCCCCUAACACUUCAUUCGCUGUGGUGAACGUCAAUGGAUCUGUGGACUGGAUGGUUGCCCAAAGACGGGCUUUGCUCGCAUGGACCGGCCGGUCUCUGUCUAUCAAACCAACUAUCAACACAAACCUGAGCUUGUCUCAUUGGGGUAGCUCCGAGGUAACAGGAAGAGGCUUAAUAGCGUUGGUUGGCAACGGACAGCUGUACUCAAUCGAAUUAAAGGACGGCGAGCAAUACAUUGCGCACCCCAGCAAUGUGGUCGCUUACACCAUGUCCUCCAACCCUCCCCGUCCCUACCGCUUCAAAUCUACCACCCUCAGCUUCCAGAUCCCAGGCCUGAAGACGCUGCCGAGACUACUGCAAAAUGCGAAGUUCAUCCGUGAUGUGUCCGACUCGAAGGCAUACAAGACCACGAUGCAGUGGCUCCACAAGCUACGCACCUGGUCCCGAGUGACCAUCUGGGGAGAUAGACUCUUCAUGCAGUUUGACGGACCCACCACCAUCCUCGUGCAAUCCCGCGGUCCCCGCAUCAACGACGUUCUAUCUGCGCAAGAAGUCAACGAAAUCGCCGAUGUUCCCCGUGGCCUCACUUCGCCCGCCUCUCAACCCGAGGCCGAAAAGGCCGCCAGCGAUAUCUCUGAGUUGACGCGCUCUGUCGAGCAACUGGAGCAGGAAAUCCAAGGCACCAGGCAGAGCGUUGCAAAGAUCCGCAAGGAUGGCAAGGCGGAGGUUGACGAGGCUGGCCGCAACUAA
This is a messenger RNA of Penicillium soppii, 1149 nucleotides long. Its product is annotated as AIM24 family protein. Gene Ontology annotation, biological process: inner mitochondrial membrane organization. Bases 1 to 1149 code for a protein of 382 amino acids. The transcript is spliced from 7 exons. Gene Ontology annotation, cellular component: mitochondrial inner membrane. The record is from RefSeq and is a predicted model, not a curated record. NCBI's taxonomy places the organism in Eukaryota, Fungi, Ascomycota, Eurotiomycetes, Eurotiales, Aspergillaceae.